Aphanomyces astaci is the source of this 1779-nucleotide messenger RNA. RefSeq lists its product as hypothetical. Gene Ontology annotation, cellular component: membrane. The record is from RefSeq and is a predicted model, not a curated record. The transcript has 2 exons. Gene Ontology annotation, biological process: transmembrane transport. Lineage: Eukaryota; Oomycota; Saprolegniomycetes; Saprolegniales; Verrucalvaceae. Gene Ontology annotation, molecular function: transmembrane transporter activity. Bases 1 to 1779 code for a protein of 592 amino acids.
AUGGCGGCGGCAGUGGAGCCUUCAUCGUCGUUGGAGUGGAAGCGCAUCAUCCAUGCUAUGCGAGAUCCAGGGCGGAGCGAGUACUCGUUCGUUCCGCACAAAUACAUCCAUUCCACGCCAAUCCUGUCCCCGACGCCAGGUGGCAUGGACUUUGAAAUCGGAGCCGCCGAUGAAACCACCCCAAUCAAUGCCAGACAACAUGCAGUGGAACAUGCUCGUCCUAGUUCGGUGCACUACAGCGCCUUCAUGUACUGGCUCAUCCUCAUCGUGUCGCUCAGCUUCGUGUGCGUCGAGUGGGUCCUACUCUAUCCGCUGUCGCCCUCGCGACUGUACAACAUCCAAGUCGACAUGUUCGACGGCCGCGUGAACCACGCCGAGUUCUUCUUCCAGCAGAUCCUUCCACUAGGCAUGCUCCUGGGUUCGUUGAUCACGUUCAAGCUUGCCGAUCGCUUGGGUCGAGCCACGAUGCUCGAGCUCGCCGCCAUUCCGUACGUCCUGGGUUGGCUGUUUGUGGGCGUGGCGUUCGGCCAAGUCACGCUCCUCGUUGGUCGCUACUGCCUCGGCGUGGCCAUCUCGGUCUUCUCCAUCGUAGUGCCGAUUCUCCUGGCAGAAGUGAGCGAAGACGAUUCCCGGGGCCGCGUCCUCACCGCGUCGCAGCUCGUCCGCAUGCUCGGCGGCCGCAUGGUGUACAUUGGCGUAGGCCAGUUCUUCGUGUACUUGAGCACGUGCUACGUGAGCUUCAACCUGAGCGAGUGGAAGAUCAUUGCAACCAUUGGGGUAGCUCCAGGCUUGCUGCUCCUUGUCUGCAUGCAGUUCGUACCGGACACGCCAUCGUGGCUGCUGCUUCGGCACAAUGACCGUGUCACGAGCUUCUCGGUGUGCCUAAAGAUCCAAAGCCCCGUCUCCGUGAACCGCAGCACGCGCGCCGAAGUCCGCGUCAACUCGAUUCUGCACGCCGACUUUCUCUCCACCCAGGCCGCCCAGGACGACCUCGGCCGCGCCCAUCAAAACUUGGGCUUCUCUCGGCCUCUUCGGCUCACCUGUGGCCUCUACGCCCUCCAAGCCAUCGCAGCCACGAUCCUCGAGCCGUCGCUGUACCCCACUACCGCCAACACGUACGCGUUUGGCUUGUUUGGCAUUGGGCUCAACCUGAACGAGUGGAACCAACUGGUUGUGAGCUAUUUUCUCGCCGGGGCGGCGGCGCUGGGCCUGGUAGCCGCGUCGUUCGUGAUCGACUCCCAAGGUCGCGUGCAGUGUCUCAAGCUCGGAACCGGCGUGGUUGCCGCGUCUGCCUUGCUUCUCCUCCUUCUCAAGACCACGACCAGUCUAGACGCUAUCAACGACACAGUGUUGGACUUGAACGAAGCCGGGUCAGCCUUGGUGCUGCUGAUGACCGCGGGUCAUUACAUCGGCUUGGGGCUAUGUCCCCUUGUGAUUGCCAGCGAGAUCUUCCCCGCCCGACGCCGCGUGGCCGGCGUGAGUGUGGUCGUGCUCGCAGGAAGCGCCACGUCACUGGCAGUGGGCUACUUGAUCAACUGCCUCCGAAGUUCGUCCGCCGUGACGUCGCAAGUGCUGUUCCAAGGCGCCGUCGGUGCGGUUGGCGUUGUGAACGUCGUGGCGCUGGUCGUCGCGGUUUUCUUCGUACCAGAAACCAAGUCGCGGUCCCUCCAAGAAAUUGAAGCCAUCUUGAGCGGCUACGCUCCCAUCACGCCGCCCAAUAUCCGCUCCAAAUCAGUCAUUCGAGUGAUGAACCAACCACCGGAUUAUGGCACCGCGUAA